Molecule: messenger RNA, 336 nt
Organism: Fraxinus pennsylvanica
Lineage: Eukaryota; Viridiplantae; Streptophyta; Magnoliopsida; Lamiales; Oleaceae
Source: the annotation of a GenBank genome assembly
AUGACGAGCUCUAUACACGAAAUAUUUGAUGAUAUUGAUGGAUCCCUUCUUGGAAGGAAAAAUACUCUUGUUUAUUUUCAGAAGGCCGUGAACCAGAAAGGAUUUGGAGUUAAAACUAACUGGAUUAUGCAUGAAUAUGUCUUAGACGAGAGGCUUGUUCCUUCAAAUGAAAACGAGAAGGAAUAUGACGUUGUUAUAUGUAGAAUUCGUCAAAGAGAAGAAAAGAAAGGGAAGACGAAAACCGAAAGGGAUGAAAGUGAAGUCUCUGGCAAUAGAUCAUAUCGUCAAUCAGUUCCUAUCGAUCAUGACUGGAGGGCUUGGAUUAAAGAAGUCUAA